AUGCCAGCAUCCUCUAGUUCGACCAGUGCUUUUGUUACAAGUUUGAUAUUCAAUGGUAUUAUAGCCUUGAUAUUCAUUAUAUUGUUUAUUAAUUUAAGACCAAAAUUUACAAGAGUAUAUGAACCGCGAUCGUUAAAAGAUAUUUAUACUAUUAAGGAAGAAGAGCGAACGGAACCAGCGCCUUAUGGUUAUUUUAAAUGGGUUCCUUUCUUACUUACAAAAAGACAUUCUUAUUUAAUUCAAAAUGCGAGUGUUGAUGGCUAUUUUUUCUUAAGAUACUUGGCAAUCAUACUGUUAAUAUCCUUUCUGUCAUUUUUUGUUCUAUUUCCAAUUCUGUUACCUGUGAAUGCGACAAAUGGCAGGGACUAUAAAGGUUUUGAAUUACUUUCGAUGUCAAACGUUACUAAUAAGAAUAGGUUUUAUGCUCAUGUGUUUCUAUCCUGGAUUUGGUUUUCAAUUAUUAUAUAUAUAAUUUACAGAGAAUUGUAUUACUAUGUGGUUUUUAGACAUGCCCUCCAGACAUCUCCAUUGUAUGAUGGUUUACUAUCCUCGAGAACAAUAAUCUUGACAGAUCUAAACCCAAGCAAAAAUUCUGAACUUGAAAGGAUCUUCACUAAAGCCAACAAAAUAUCUGUUGCUAAAAAUGUUAAAGAAUUGGAAAAAUUGUGCAAGGAGCGUAAAUCUGACACUCAAAGGUAUGAAUCAGCUUUGAAUAAAAUGAUCAAACAAUCGAUGAAGAAGAAGUUAAAGGCAGAUAAAAACAAAAAAUAUCAUGAUAAACUAUACGAAAAUGACAGAAGACUUGUCAAUGACUUGGAGACAUAUGUUCCAUACGAAAAAAGACCCAAACAUUAUAUAGGUUCUAAAUUACCGUCAUUUUUAAAGAUGAUUAAUGGUAAGAAAGUCAAUACCGUCAGCUACUUGAAUGAGCAUAUCCCCGAAGAAAAUGAACAGAUAUUUACGAAACAGCAGGAGUAUGAACACUCUCGCGAGUAUCUAAGAACUGUAUUUAUACAAUUUGAUACUCAAUUAGAGGCGCAGAAAGUAUACCAGACUUUAGACUACUUAUUAGGUAGAGAAAAUUAUGCGAAAAAGUAUAUUGGUUAUUCACCGGAGCAAAUUGUGUGGUCAAAUUUAAAUAUGACUACAAGGGAAAGAUCAUGGAAAAGAUGUUUGGCUACCACAUUCUUAGUUCUCAUGAUAAUCUUUUGGGCAAUUCCAGUUGCUGUGGUUGGUAUGAUAAGUAAUAUUAGUUUUCUUACAACUAAAAUAUUCUUUUUGGAAUUUAUCAACAAUUUACCAAACUUCCUCUUAGGUCUAAUUACUGGUAUUUUACCCUCGGUGGCACUGUCCAUCUUAAUGUCCUUAGUGCCACCUGUAAUAAUGUAUGUCGGAAAACUUAGAGGUUUGACAACGUUAAAACAUAUUGAUUUAUACUGUCAUAGUUGGUACUUUGCUUUUCAAGUAAUCGAGACGUUCAUUGUUACAACAGGAACAUCAUCUGCAUCGUCUACAGUAACAGCAAUUAUUGAUGAUCCAUCCCAAGCAAUGACUUUAUUGUCAAAUAACCUGCCAAAAGCAUCUAAUUUUUAUAUCAGUUAUUUCCUAUUACUUGGUCUAACAGUACCAACAGGUAUGCUACUUCAAAUAAUUACACUAGUUAUGUCAAAAAUUAAAGGAAUGUUAUUCACAUCAACACCGAGGCAAAAAUGGACUUCUUAUAAUACUUUAGCCACGCCAUCAAUGGGUAUCUUAUACCCAACAAUCGAAAUUAUCAUGGUUAUAUUAAUUUCAUAUUCAAUUAUUGCACCACUAGUAUUAGUAUUCAGUACAUUAGCUUUAUUUUUGUUAUACCUCGCAUAUGUUUACAAUUUGAAUUUUGUAAUGGGUUUCUCAUUAGAUUCCAAAGGUAGGAAUUAUCCAAAAGGGUUAUUUCAUAUUUUUGUUGGAAUUUAUAUGAGUGAGGUCUGUCUAAUUGGUUUAUUUGUUAUGUUAAAAAGUUGGGGAUGCGUUGUAUUAGAGGCUUUUUACCUUGGUAUAACUGCACUUCUACAUAUUUGGUUUAAGAGAAAGUUUAUCCCAUUAUUUGAUAUCGUUCCUCUAAGUGCCAUUUAUCUUUCAAGAGGACUUCCAAAUUAUCAAUAUCCAAAUGAGGACUUGGGAACUAAAGAAGUUCAUGAUCUAAGGGAAAGGGUAAAACAGGCAUUGGAAUCCGAUGAAACGGGUGGUGUUCUACGUCUUGCAACAGACCAUGAAUUGAAAGUAGCUAAUAUUUUAAAAACUGAAGAGAGAAAUCCGGAUGAAUCAAGCCCAUCAAGUGGAGAAAACACAUUAUCAGAAUCAAAUCCAUCAUCUAUUCUAAAUGGUGGCGAGAAGAAAAUUAUUGAGACUGAACAUCUUGAAAAUGCCAAUGGAAGCAGUGAUAUUGAUGUUGAUAACAGAAGAAAUAAUAACACUGAUUUACCUGCUCAUGAUGGCUCAGAAGUUGAAGAUAAAGACGCUUCAUCAAAAACAGGGACAACGUUUGUAAAAGGAGAUGAAACAUUCAGAAAAUUACACUAUGAAGAUCUUGAAGGCUUAGAAAGACCAGUGCUUGGAAACCAGGGAGGAGAGAAACAUAAAAGUACCGUAAUGCAUAAUACUGAUGUUGGGAUUGUUUACACAGAUAAGACAGCUAUGACACGCGAAUUAGAAGCUUUGCCAGAAAAUAUUAACAGAUCAUUCACGUGGAAGCAACGCUUAAAGAAUUUUUUCCAUCCAUCUCAGGCAUAUAAAUUUGAAACUAUGAGAAAAAGAUUACCACAUGUUUUUAACACUACAAUUGCAUACUCUAAUAAAUUUAUCAGUCAAGCUUACAUAAAUCCGUGCGUGUCAGAUGAGAAUCCAAAAAUAUGGAUAUGUAAAGACACUAUGGGCGUAUCUCAACAACAAAUCGAGGAAGCAAAUAAUUAUAAUUUGUAUGUCACUGACGCUUUUACAUCAUUCGAUAAAAAAGGUAGAGCUCAAUUUACUUUCAACCCACCUGAUUUCCUUUUCGAGGGAAAGAAGUGA
Tetrapisispora phaffii CBS 4417 is the source of this 3051-nucleotide messenger RNA. It is a transcript of the gene PHM7, whose product is annotated as Phm7p. The record is from RefSeq and is a predicted model, not a curated record. Gene Ontology annotation, molecular function: calcium-activated cation channel activity. NCBI's taxonomy places the organism in Eukaryota, Fungi, Ascomycota, Saccharomycetes, Saccharomycetales, Saccharomycetaceae. Bases 1 to 3051 code for a protein of 1016 amino acids. The transcript has a single exon. Gene Ontology annotation, cellular component: plasma membrane.